Schistosoma haematobium is the source of this 2242-nucleotide messenger RNA. RefSeq names its product WD repeat domain phosphoinositide-interacting protein 3. Gene Ontology annotation, molecular function: protein binding; phosphatidylinositol-3-phosphate binding; phosphatidylinositol-3,5-bisphosphate binding. Bases 365 to 1663 code for a protein of 432 amino acids. Gene Ontology annotation, biological process: protein localization to phagophore assembly site; protein lipidation; autophagy of mitochondrion. Lineage: Eukaryota; Metazoa; Platyhelminthes; Trematoda; Strigeidida; Schistosomatidae. The record is from RefSeq and is a predicted model, not a curated record. The transcript is spliced from 7 exons. Gene Ontology annotation, cellular component: phagophore assembly site membrane; extrinsic component of membrane; cytosol.
UACAAAUAACUAUCACACUGACAAAAAUCCAUGCGAUUGAGUGACCAGACUACCACCCAUUAGACAAUGAAAAAUGCUCAGAUCCGUACUGAAACAAGAAGAAGCAAUAGCAAAGAAAUCCAUCCUUUUUUCCAAGCUCGUGAAAAUAGUAUUGAAUAUUGACAAUCGGAACAUUCAGGUGAGGUGGAGUAUACAAUCCAGUCGGUACUGUGUUGUUUUGUUACUAUUGUGUUUUUGCUGUUUUCUGGUCUAUAGUUUUGUUUGUACGCAUGUUGACUAGUGCCCUAGGCCCAUAAAUUCCUGGUGAAACGGGACCUAUUUCAUAUCAGUGAACGUUGUGGGUGAAUGUUUCCAAUAAUCUCAGAUGUGCAUGCGAGUUUCUCCAACUGAUUCCGGUAACAGCGGAAUUUUAUUUGUUGGAUUCAAUCAAGAUUAUAGUUGUUUUGCAGUUGGUAUGCAAAAUGGAUUCAGAAUUUUCAAUUGUGAUCCUUUAAAACAAUUAGAACGUUAUGAAUUCGAUAUCCGAGAUGGUACCGGUGUUGGCUACAUGGAAAUGUUAUUUCGUACAAAUUUACUUGGUAUACUGGGUGGCGGUAAUCAUUCACGUCUACCAAGUAAUGUCGCUUGUUUAUGGGAUGGAAUAAAACAACAAUUUGUCUUAGAAAUCACCUGUGCUACAGAUGUUCGUGGCAUUCGUCUAAGACAUGAUCGAAUAAUAAUUAUACUUGUAAAUGCUAUCAAAGUGUACACAUUUAGCCCAUCACCUCAAUUAAUUUUUGAAUCAAAUACAUGUUCAAAUCCUUCAGGAUUAUGUUAUGUCUGUCAAAGUGUUGAUAAUCCAUUGGUUGUAUUUCCUGGACGACGACCUGGUGUUGUAUCAUUAGUUCAUAUUGGAAAUACUGGUUGUAAUGUCAAUCUUAAUAACAACGCAAAUAAUAACAAUCCUGGGAAUGUUACUAACAAUAAUAGUAAUACUACUACUAAUAAUAAUAUUGAAAGUACAAAUACAAUAUCCAUCAAUACUAUUUGUCCAUCAUCAACAAAUGCUACUAAUAUGCCACCAAGACAAAUAAUUGCACAUGAAAAUCCACUUGCAUCAAUCACUUUAAAUCGUGAUGGUUAUCUACUGGCAACAGCAUCACAAAAAGGCACAUUAAUUCGUAUAUUUUCUACAAAAGAUUGUACUUUAUUACAUGAAUUACGACGUGGCACUAGUCAAGCUACAAUUACAUCAUUAUCAUUUAAUAAAGAUAGUGAUUUAUUAUGUGUUACCAGUGAACGUGGUACUGCGCACAUAUUUUGUCUUACAAAAGAUUCUUUAACUAAUCCUCGUAAUAUUCAAAUUAGUAGUAGUAGUAAUAGUAUUAGUAGUAGUAGUACUAGUAUCAAUCAUAACCACAGUCCUCACUUGACAAAAUCUUCAGGAUUUGGUUCCGGUAAACUCUCUCUACGUUCUCUAUUUUCUACUACAAGCCAUGUACGAUGUGUUUUGGAAACGAAAUUCAAAGCUAUAUGUGCUUUCAGUUCUGUCAGUCCUGAUACUUUAAUAGCUUUAUCCGCAGAUGGAUCUUACUACAAGUACACAUUCACAGCAAAUGGUACGGUAACACGUGUAACAUUUGUAAACUUUCUAGAUUUCUAUGAUGAUGAAACAGAUUUCUAAUUUUGUCAAUGUAUCUAUUUCUUUGAUAAUUUAAAUACUAAGUAAUUGUGUUUUUGAUAGCUUAUCCUAUCGGUUCUUUUUCAAUUCAUGUUAACAUAGAUUGAAUAAAUUUAAUUCUUUCGUAGUUACUGCUGAUUAUUAUUAUUAUUAUUAUUAUUAUUAUUAUUAUUAUUAUUAUUACACCUCUCUCUCUCUCCGUAUAUAUGUUUGUGUGUGUGUGUAUGUGAUUAUUUAUCCAGUUGUUUUUACUUUUUAUUCUGCGUUUGUGAUUUGUUUGUCUAUUUUUUCUCCAAUUCUAUUUUUUUAAAUUGAACAUUGUGUUGUUUUUGUGGGGGGGGUGUCUUUCCGCGCUUUCUUCAUCAUGAUAUAUUAUACAUUUGUAAACUCUGUUUUAUACAAUGUGAAUUUAUGAAAAAACGGGUAAGACUGUGUAUUAUUAUGAAUGAAAGUAGUAGAGAUGUAAAACAAUGAUUAUUGAUUAUCUUUUUUUCCACGAUUUUCAGUUGCGUUUUUAUUUAUUUUUUAAGUAAUACUAAGCUUUUCUUUAGUGGUUAGAAAAUAAAUAUUAAUAGCCACGUA